AUGGAAUCGAUUUUACCAGAUGCCACAGAAACUGGGCAUCAAUUGCAAGGGCUAGACAGCUCUGGAGAGGGCAUAAGAAGCGAGAAUACUCUGUACAAACAGGGUAAAGUUAUUUAUAUUACUCUGGCUGUAAAAGUACAGCUAAUGAAAUUCAGCAGAUAUCUUGUCAGAACACUUUUGAUAAUGUACACACGUUUAUUGACUGUAUUCAAAGAAAGUUUCGAAAUUUUGUUGAUUGUUGUAUCCAAUACAACUAAGAAUUUUUUAAAAAAUUACUCCUUAUUAUCAAAAUCAGAAACAUAUUGCAUUAUUAGAGAUACUUACACAAAAACUCGGAAUAGAAUCGAGAGUUUAUACCGUGAGAAGAAGUAUCAAGAUCAAAAUAUAAUGUCCAAGAUCUUUAAAUGCUUAAUACCCGCUUAA
Phycomyces blakesleeanus NRRL 1555(-) is the source of this 423-nucleotide messenger RNA. RefSeq lists its product as hypothetical. The record is from RefSeq and is a predicted model, not a curated record. The coding region runs from base 1 to 423 and encodes 140 amino acids. The transcript has 8 exons. Lineage: Eukaryota; Fungi; Mucoromycota; Mucoromycetes; Mucorales; Phycomycetaceae.